Molecule: messenger RNA, 1809 nt
Organism: Penicillium lagena
Lineage: Eukaryota; Fungi; Ascomycota; Eurotiomycetes; Eurotiales; Aspergillaceae
Product: RNA polymerase-associated protein
Exons: 3
Coding region: 1-1809 (602 amino acids)
Cellular component (GO): Cdc73/Paf1 complex
Molecular function (GO): DNA binding; RNA polymerase II C-terminal domain phosphoserine binding
Source: RefSeq, a predicted model, not a curated record
AUGGCGGACGAUCUGGAUGCUGAGCUGCUGGCGCUGGCGGGGGAUUCGGAGGAAGAAACCUCUCCCCAGCCAAAAGACUCCCCAGCACACUCUCGUUCUUCCCGCUCUCCACAACGAGACCACUCUCCCGCAAACAUGGGUCGCAAGGGAACCGCCAAACCGAUUCGCCGCAAGGCCGUGAAAGAGGAGGACGGCGAGGUAUCGGAUGCCGACUCUGCCCCCAUGUCCGAGUCCGACUCUGAAUCUGAAGGCUCAGCCGUUGUGGACGAGGACGGUCCCAUCUUCCCUUACGACAAGCUGUACUACUCGGCCCAAGACAAGAUGGAGAUCAUGGCCAUGCCCGAAAUCCAGCGUGAGGAACUGCUGUCUGAGCGUGCGCAGCAGGUCGAUCGCCACAACCAGGACCUGGCGCUGCGCCGUCUCUUGGCGUCGCGUGAGCGUGACGAAGCCCGUGCCGCUGCGAAGAAAUCCAAGCGCAAGGCUACCUCAGCAGGGCUAGAUGAGAACCAGCGCAAAAGUUCCCGCCAGAAGACUACACUGGGCGGCCGCAAGGUUGGAGAGACGUCCGACGCCAUUGAAGCCUACAAGCGCCAGCGCGAGCAGAAGGGCAAACGUGAUGAAGCCCGUCGCCGUGAUCCUGUGCAGCCAGGACGUCGUGCUCGCUCCAGGCUCUCCGUCUCUGAUGACGAAGGCGAAGCCGACAGUGAUUUCGAACUGGACAACCGUAUCGAUCGCUCCCCCUCCGCUCCCAAGGACGACCCUCCUGCUGAUCUCCGGGAUAUCGACCGGGCCCGUGUUGGUCGCAGCAACUUUGCUCAGGUCUGCUUCUACCCUGGAUUCGAAAAUGCCAUCACCGGUUGCUACUCUCGUGUCAACAUCGGCCCCAACCGCGAGACCGGUCAGAACGAAUACCGCAUGUGCUUGAUUACUGGCUUCGCUGACGGCAAGCCCUAUGCCAUGGAGGCUGCGAAUGGCCGCCCCUUCAUUAUUGAGAAGUACGUGAAAUUGGCUCAUGGAAAGUCUGUGCGGGAAUUUCCUUUCAUCGCCUGCUCAGAUUCGCACUUCACCGAGGCCGAGUUCAACCGCUACCACAAGACCAUGGCUGUGGAUGAUUGCCGGAUGGCCACCCGGUCUCGCGUGGCUGCCAAGGUCGGCGACAUCAACCGCCUCAUCAACCACAAGUUCACCAAAGAGGAGCUGAGCGAGAAGCUGCGCAAGCAGAACCAGUACGACCCCAAGCGCAACCUGAUCAAACGCAUGGAUCUCGAACGCGAGGUGAAGCUCGCCCAAGGGGACGGAAACACUGAGAAGGCCGAGUCCCUGCAGAAGGAGCUGGACCAGCUCGUCAACCCGACGCUCUCGUGGGGCACGUCGCUCUUCAACGCCGCGGCCGAGAAGCCCGCUGAAGCGGACAAGGUCCACCAAAUCAACCUGCGCAACCAGAAGCUCAACUACGAGAACGUCCGCCGUGCCCAGCUCGAGGAGCGCAAGGCCGCCCGUAAGGCCGCCGCUGCCGUUGCUCGCGGUGAGGCCGCUGCCGAUCCGUUCAUGCGCGUGCGCACCAUGGCCAAGACACAUCACGACGUUAGCGGGAAGAUCCAGCAGCCCCUGAAGCCUGCGGAUUCGACUCCGACCGACACGCCUUCGCCGGCUACCAAGGUGGCCAACACCGCUAGUCCCGCACGCGUGGCUACGCCCGGCUCCAGCCAGACUCCCAAGAAGUCCAAGAGCGGAUUCAUGAUCAGCUACCGCAACACGGAUGACGAGAACAUCGCGGCUCUGGAUAUGGACAUUGAUAUUGACAUCUAA